Molecule: messenger RNA, 1377 nt
Organism: Rotaria sp. Silwood2
Lineage: Eukaryota; Metazoa; Rotifera; Eurotatoria; Philodinida; Philodinidae
Source: the annotation of a GenBank genome assembly
AUGAAUUCUAACACUGGUGAACAUCCAGUAAUUAAUGUGAACAGUUAUACAUUACCAGACGUUUGUAUUGUAACUAGUGAAAAUCAACCCCUUUUACUUCCGUCAACACCAACAACUCCAAAUAUGGAAUUGACAGAUAAUCCUCAUUUACCACCAUGGAAUACAAAUAUAACAGAUGAUGCAGAAUAUGCUGAUGUUAUUAGACAAGCUGAAAGAGCUAUUGAAGGUGGAAUAUUACCAGUACGAAUAGCAGCCGGUUCAUCUGGUUCAUAUUUUGUUCGUAAUCUUGAAGGAAAAACAAUUGGAGUAUUUAAACCAAAAGAUGAAGAACCUUAUGGUCGAUUUAAUCCAAAAUGGACUAAAUGGUUGCAUAAAACUCUUUGUCCAUGUUGUUUUGGUCGUGGCUGUCUUGUACCUAAUCAAGGCUAUCUUUCUGAAGCUGGUGCUAGUAUUAUUGAUACAAAACUUCGCCUUAAUAUCGUACCGAAAACACGAGUUGUUCGUUUAGCUGCUGAUUCGUUUAAUUAUCCAGCAUAUCUACGUCAUUUGAUAACAGCUAAACGUGAAAUAAAUGAAAGUGUUGGUCGACAUAUGCAUGGCAGACGAGUCUUUCAACCAAAAGGAUUACAGCCUAAAAUUGGAUCAUUUCAAUUAUUUGUUGAAAAUUAUGUUGAUGCGGAUGUUUUUCUUAAGCAAUUAGAACAUGAUCCAUUAUUACAAAAUGUGUCUGUUCAAUUUCAACGACAAUUUGAAAGACUUGUUGUAUUAGAUUAUAUUAUUCGUAAUACUGACCGCAAUAAUGGCAAUUGGUUGGCUAAACACGAAGUCAGAAAAGACAACGAACGUGAUAUGAAUGAAAGUGAUGGUGAAGGCGAUCAUAUAAAUAAUGUUCCAACAACGAUUACUACAGAUGAAACAACAAGUGCACAAACAACAGUUGACAUUCGUAUAGCAGCUAUUGAUAAUGGCCUUGCUUUUCCUUUUAAACAUCCAGAUGAAUGGCGUACAUAUCCAUUCCAUUGGGCUUGGUUACCACAAGCUAAAACUCCAUUUUCUGAUGAAAUUAAAUCUCUUGUAUUACCAUUAUUAUCUGAUAUGAACUUUGUUCAACAUGAAUUGUGUGAUGAAAUUCAACGUUUAUUUUCUCAAGAUAAAAAUUACGAUCGUCGUUUAGUUGAACGACAAUUAUCUGUGAUGCGCGGACAAAUUUUAAAUUUAGCCCAAGCUAUGCGUGACGGUAAAUCACCAUUUCAAUUAGUUCAAAUGCCUGGUGUUAUUGUUGAACGACUUACUGGUGGUGCUCAUGGUACUGCAUCAGGACCUAAACAAUUUAAACAAAAAUUUAAUGAUCGUUAUCCACUCUUUUCUUGGUUUUAA